Molecule: messenger RNA, 472 nt
Organism: Drosophila takahashii
Lineage: Eukaryota; Metazoa; Arthropoda; Insecta; Diptera; Drosophilidae
Source: RefSeq, a predicted model, not a curated record
AUGUUCAGAGUACUUCUGCCAUGUUUGAUUUUGUGGAAUGGUCUAUUUUUGGAGGCCUCUCCUUUGGGUCGCCAAAAAACGACCUUAUUUUUAUUAGGUAUUGUGGAGAUCGGUGAAAAGAAUUACUACAUUUCUUUGGAAAAAUCGAACUGGUUCGAAGCAAGCAACCACUGCCGUCGAAAAGGUGGAUUCCUGCUAACUUUAGAAAGCAUGGAAGAGCUGGAGCUCCUUAGCCCUUUCCUUCAUCCAGCCUAUAGCUACUGGCUGUCCAUCAAUGACCUUGGAGUUCGUGGCGAAUACGUAUCGGAGGCCACGGGACUUGAGGCCCCUUUUCUUAACUGGUCUGUCGGACAGCCGGACAACGGCGAUGGCGACGAUCGGUGUGUCGAGCUCUGGAGAUCGACAAGUUCCUUCCGGAUGAGCGACUCAUCCUGCCGAAUGUCUGUCGCAUUUAUUUGCCAGUUAAACUAGG